GAGAUGUGAUCAGAAUUGAUCAAAAUUUGUUCUAUAUGAUUCCACUCCUCAUCUCCAUGUUUAUCUGGUCAGUGACCAUAGGACACAGUAUUUCUUAAAUGACGGACUCUUCGGGCACUGCCAGGGUACCAUGGAGCCAGCCAGGACCCAGUAUGACAUAUCAGCGGCUGUCCUACAACGUUUACAAGAGGUGUUGAAGCAGCUGAUGUUACAAGGGUUGUCAUGGCAAGAUGACGUCACCCAGUAUGUGAUCUCCAUGGAGAUGGAAAAGGUCCCAAAACUCCGCCCCCCGCAGCACCGAUUGGCCACAGUGCCUUUGGCAGAUGAGAGAUUCCAGCAGCGUGCGGGCAAAGGUGUUUACCCAGCGGGUGUUUCCAUGCCGGCGGUGGAGCAAUGGUCACCCUCUCAGAUCCGUCGUUAUCUGCAGUUCAUCCUCUUCGGCAACCAGCCUCGGCUCCACCCUGAAACCAGUAUUGAAGCAGCGCUGUUGGAACCCUAUCUGUUUCCCAAGUUUGGUUAUCGAGACAGUCCACUGGAAGCGGUUGGCAGAAAAACCCGUCCUUUCCCAGCCGGCACGCCUCAUCCCCGCCAACACAGCGAGCCACUGAGAUCUCGGAGGCAGGUGCCUGUGAUGCCUGACCCUAGUUGGAGUGGCCCUGAAGCACUGAGCCAGCAGGAGUGGGGCUGGAAACAGCUGCGGGAUCUAAUGGGGUCCUAUUUAUUUGAACAGAGUGGGAACAUGUUCCAGCCCAGCGUGCAGCAGGAGAGGGCCCAUCACUGGACAGUGGGCCAUCACAGAGCCAACGGUCAAGACUACGCCCACAACUAUGACCUGGGCUAUGGCGAGAUGCAAAAGCACCUGAACAGGAUGAGCGAUCAGAGUUCUGGGCCCCGUGACCCCCGACCUCAGGAAGAGUCAGCUGCUCAGAGGAUAGCCGUGGAGCUGGGCAAGUACGGCAUCGAUCUCCGAGACCUCAGCGACCAGCAGCUUAACGGCGUGUCGACGGCAAUCCUUCAGCUCAUGAAGGCGGCCAGCCAGCCUGACCCAGCUCCGAUGGAAAGGGGGAGUCCCAUACAGAAGAAGGCCUCCGUGAUGGAGGGGACCAUGGAGCAUCGGAAGGAGGCGGAAUCGCGGGAGAGCAGUGAGCCCCAGAUCCCGGGCCUGGAGCUCAUCCUGUCACCCAGUCCCUCCGGCAUCGCGACAGCUGCAGGGAGGAGGGGCGGCGAGGAGGAGGAGGAGGAGGAGGAGGAGGAGGAGGUGGCGGCGGCAGCGGCCAUCGUGGCAGGCUCCAGUCCGAGCCAGGCCGCCGGCGGCCCGAGGCUCCAGGGGGCGGCCGUGAAACCGGGCGAGUCACGGGAGGACCUGGAGAACUCCGGGCAACUGCUAGAACACGGCGAAGGCCCAACCCCUGCGACCUCACCCCAUAAAGAGGAAUACGCCUACAUCGUCACCAACAAGAAGCCCCUGACUCUGUCCGAUGGGAUUAAGUUACUGGAGUCCUUGGCUCACCAGAUUCACCUCGCGACUGUCAGCUUCAUCAACAUCAGUGUGAUUGGACCAGCUUUAACAUUCAGAGUGCGGCACAACGAUCGAAAUCUCACCAUCGCUGAGGUUGCUGACAAAGCCAUUGCUGACAAGACGAUCUUGGAAGCGGAGACUGGUUUGAAAAUCGUGCAGGCUGGCGUGGGUGAGAGGAAUGCGUUCCACUCGCUGCCAAAACCAGCAAGGCACAGCAACACGUUCCGUUUCCUGCUGUUGACCUUUAUCGCUGUAGCUUGCAUCGCUGGCAUCCUCAUUGCAGGAGCAGUUAUCUUCUGCCUGAGACAGAAUGCCAAGCAGCGUCAGAAGGAGAAACUGGCUGGACUGGGCCCCGAGGGAGGAACUGACACCUCACUCGAAUAUCAGGCCACGCCUGAGUUAUGCCGACAGCACAUGGCAGCCAAAUCGUCUUACACCCGCACGGAGACAGUGGGCACAUCCCGGGUCAGUAGUGUGUCGUCUCAGUUCAGCGACGCUCCGCAGGCGAGUCCCAGCUCCCACAGCAGCACCCCCUCCUGGUGCGAGGAACCCGUCCAGUCCAACAUGGACAUCUCUACCGGCCACAUGAUCCUGGCCUACAUGGAAGACCACCUGAAGAUCAAGGACCGUUUGCAUAAGGAAUGGGAAGCUCUGUGUGCCUACCAGGCUGAACCUAACUCCUGCUCCAUUGGACAGAGCGAGGUUAACAUCAAAAAGAGCCGAAAUCCCGACUUUGUCCCCUAUGACCAUAACCGCAUGAUUCUGAAAGCAGAGCUCAAUCCAUCCAGGACAGAUUUCAUCAACGCCAGUCCAAUCAUUGACCAUGACCCCCGAAUGCCAGCCUACAUUGCCACCCAAGGCCCCCUCUCACACACCAUCUCGGACUUUUGGCAGAUGGUCUGGGAGAAUAGCUGCACCGUGAUCGUCAUGCUUACCCCAUUGGUGGAAGAUAGCGUUAAGCACUGUGACCGGUACUGGCCAGAUGAAGGUUCAUCUCUCUACCACAUCUACGAGGUCAAUCUGGUCUCCGAGCACAUCUGGUGUGAGGACUUCCUGGUCCGUAGUUUCUAUCUGAAGAACCUGCAAUCCCAGGAGACGCGGACGCUCACCCAGUUUCACUUCCUGAGCUGGCCAGCAGAGGGCAUCCCAUCCUCCACUCGACCACUGCUGGACUUCCGCAGGAAAGUGAACAAGUGCUACAGAGGACGCUCCUGCCCCAUAAUCGUUCACUGCAGUGAUGGGGCCGGAAGAACUGGAACGUACACCUUAAUCGAUAUGGUCCUCAACAGAAUGUCCAAAGGUGUGAAGGAGAUUGAUAUCGCUGCUACUCUAGAACACAUACGAGAUCAAAGGCCUGGCAUGGUGCGCACUAAGGACCAGUUCGAGUUUGCAUUGACUGCCGUGGCAGAGGAAGUGAACGCCAUUCUGAAGGCGCUGCCUCAGUGA
Messenger RNA from Carcharodon carcharias (great white shark), 2965 nucleotides. It is a transcript of the gene ptprnb, whose product is annotated as protein tyrosine phosphatase receptor type Nb. The transcript is spliced from 23 exons. The coding region runs from base 131 to 2965 and encodes 944 amino acids. Gene Ontology annotation, biological process: protein dephosphorylation. Gene Ontology annotation, cellular component: secretory granule. The record is from RefSeq and is a predicted model, not a curated record. Gene Ontology annotation, molecular function: protein tyrosine phosphatase activity. NCBI's taxonomy places the organism in Eukaryota, Metazoa, Chordata, Chondrichthyes, Lamniformes, Lamnidae.